Hyalella azteca is the source of this 1071-nucleotide messenger RNA. Its product is annotated as insulin-like growth factor-binding protein 7. Lineage: Eukaryota; Metazoa; Arthropoda; Malacostraca; Amphipoda; Hyalellidae. Gene Ontology annotation, biological process: regulation of cell growth; regulation of signal transduction. Gene Ontology annotation, cellular component: extracellular region. Gene Ontology annotation, molecular function: insulin-like growth factor binding. The record is from RefSeq and is a predicted model, not a curated record. The coding region runs from base 1 to 360 and encodes 119 amino acids. The transcript is spliced from 4 exons.
AUGACGGCUCAUAUUCCAACCUGUGCAGAGGAGGGGGUGUGUGGGGGGUGCAACCAGGGCCAGUGCCCCCCGCUGGGGUCAUGCCCCGGGGGCAUCACGUGGGACGCGUGCGGCUGCUGCGAGGUCUGCGCAAAAUCUCUGGGUGAGGAGUGUGGUGGGCCGUACAGCGCCUACGGGCAGUGUGGCCUGGGGCUGACCUGCCUCAAGGACCAGCGCGAGUGUCCGUACCUCUUCCACCCUCAGGGGUUGUCUGCUUACGGCAACACCGACGUCUGCAAGCAGUAUCUCUUCAACGCCAUCGGACGAUGCGUGCAAGAACGAAGGCUUCGCAUCAGAGGCUUCUCUCUCCUCAAAGGUUAACUUAACCCACGACCUGACUUUGACUUCAAACCUUGGUUCUGGCGUUGAAUCCGACGUUCUGUACCUGGCUGGACUAGUAAACUGACGACUGGAAUAUUCUAAUUGCAGGUCUUUUGUUCAAAAACGUUUCUUAUCCGAAAACAACUUAUUCAGAGUAUAAAGUAUGCCAUUAAAAUAUUAUAAAUUUAAUUAAUACGGUGAAAUUAAUUUAUGAUGCCGCGAAUUAAAUAAAGACACAUUAUUAUUCAGUGUGCAAGCCAGCAAAGCCUCGAAAUGAAAAUGCAGUUUUAGCAAAUUCCCAGUACAUUAUUUGUGAUGCAACUACAAGACUUCGUAUACGUAUUAUUAUUCUACGUAUUAUUCUAGGAAAAUAAAUGAAACGCCAAGAAAUUUUCGAAGCUAACAGUGACUCAUAAGAUAAUUAAUCAUCACAACCUUUAAUUAUGAGAGCUCGAAGAAAAUAACGGCAAAUAUUUAUAUAAAUAUUAACCGUACAUGAACAAUGAGACACAAAUUUUGUUCUAUGAUCGAAAGGUACGACAACUUGGGCAGCGACCCUGUCGUAUUACGCGUAGAUCUCAUUAAUCAGAUGGCAGCAGAUCAUGCCAUUUAUAACCAUUUCAAUAUGGGCAAGUGUGAUGAAAUGGCAUUUUCUCUAUUAAAAAGUGUAACUGCAUUGUUCCUUGAAAUUACACUAUUGUCAUGCAACUU